CGCAGCCCUGCCCUGCCUGUGCAAGAAGUGCUUCACUACACUCUACGUCUUGACUUUUGCCCAAGCGACAACGUUCUCGUGAACAGCACAGGAUGAAGACUUCGGCCGUGCUCGUUUUUGUCGUAUGCAACUUAGCAGUCAGCUCUGCACUCCUCGCAGGUUUCUGCAGCCUGCCCAAGGAGUCCGGCCCAUGUGAUAACUUCAAUCAGGCGUUUUACUUCGACACUGAUGAACAGAAGUGUAAAAGUUUUGCCUACGGUGGCUGCGGGGGGAACUCCAACAAGUUCAACACCUGGGGAGAGUGUAUGGAAAGAUGCGGGCUCCCCGCGCGGGAGUUGGCCGAGUCUACCGACAUGCAUGCGCACACCGGUCACGUGUGCCAUGAGGUGUUCUGCAUGAUGGAGUGCCCGGGAGAUCUGUACGCUUCGGACGAGAACGGCUGUCAGACAUGCGGCUGCGCAUGCCCACAACUCAAGUGCCUGCCCUGCCCUAAUCAGAUGUACGCGAAGGACCAGUACGGGUGCGACACCUGCCACUGUGAGUGCAGCGAGCUCAACUGUAACGACGCCUGUCCCGGCGGCGUGUAUGCCAAGGACGAGUUCGGCUGUGACAUCUGUCAGUGCGAGACGCCCUGUCCCCUCCGGGAGUGCCCCAAAUGCCCAGCCGGGCAAACACGAGAGAUUCUGAGGGACGGUGACGGUUGUGAGUACUGCACGACAAACUGCCUGCCUGUGCUGGACUGUCCCACCCUGACCUGUGUAGAGCCGUGUGAGACGGGCCAGCACGGCACAGACGCCUCCGGCUGCCCCACCUGCGACUGUGUGAUGGUGGUGCCCGGGGCCGUGCACGCACCCGAGCACUACGUCGGUUAAAUCUGCUCUAAGGCUUAUAUCAGGCCACACCGACUUAUCUUAUGGAUGACAUCCUCUUUUUUAGUCUGCGUAACGCAAACUCUGCCGUCCGCGGCUUUAGUGGCGGACGGCCGGCAACCGUAAAGCGAUUUAAUCAGGCUAACAUCCUCUGAAGACCCCCAAACGGUAACUACUAGUAGUGCGCGCGGGCGAAUAAAAAGUAUUCCGAUCAAAACGAAAAAAUGCAACUAAACCACAGGGAUGCAAAGCUGGUAUUGUGAAUUUGGGGCAGUACAUAGCAACGUAUACAAGCCACAUGUCGGCUUUUUGCGGUUUUUGUAAAUCGUCACUGUAGGUAUGUACUGAGUUCUUGAGUCGUAGAGGUUUGGCGGCCUGGGUGCCAUCCUCCAGAGUUACCACCGGCUCCGUAU
Branchiostoma belcheri (Belcher's lancelet) is the source of this 1282-nucleotide messenger RNA. Its product is annotated as antistasin-like. Gene Ontology annotation, molecular function: serine-type endopeptidase inhibitor activity. NCBI's taxonomy places the organism in Eukaryota, Metazoa, Chordata, Leptocardii, Amphioxiformes, Branchiostomatidae. The coding region runs from base 93 to 872 and encodes 259 amino acids. The transcript has 5 exons. The record is from RefSeq and is a predicted model, not a curated record.